Molecule: messenger RNA, 3146 nt
Organism: Aspergillus ruber CBS 135680
Lineage: Eukaryota; Fungi; Ascomycota; Eurotiomycetes; Eurotiales; Aspergillaceae
Gene: pakA
Product: mitogen-activated protein kinase kinase kinase kinase STE20
Exons: 4
Coding region: 384-2870 (828 amino acids)
Biological process (GO): protein phosphorylation; intracellular signal transduction; regulation of MAPK cascade
Cellular component (GO): cytoplasm
Molecular function (GO): protein serine/threonine kinase activity; ATP binding
Source: RefSeq, a predicted model, not a curated record
UUGGACACCUCAAGUCCUCAUAAACCUCAGUUCUCCUAUUGACCUCCACGUGCUGUUCUCUUUUUUGCGCCUUUUUCUCUCUUUUAUUUCUUCUUACCAGUGCCUCCUUUUUUUUUUUUUUGCUACCGUUCCCCAUUAUUCUUGUCCUAUCUUCGCAUCCAAACCAUAUAAAAAAUUAUCUCCGGUCGGCAACGCACCGCCUGGACCGGUGGCUGUUUUCCCCUCUCCUCCUACUCCCACUCGCUGGUCUCCAGCCAUUCGGGACCCAUCGACUACUGCUGAUUGCUGCUGCUGCUGUUCACUCUUCCUUCAUCCUUCCCGUUCCCAUCUUCACCACUCCUUCUUCCUUAUCCUAACCCCCUUCUCUAAUUAACACUCCCACGAUGAGUAACGAGGGCGGUUUUUCAUCGCUCAAGUUCCGCCGGCCGUCGUCCAAGUUGCACAAAGAUCCUCCCAGCUUCACUUCGCGGAUUCUCAAAGGCCAUCAAAGCCACACUUCACUCAAACGACACCCUUCUGCCCCAGUUGCUCCUCGUUCCUCUGCCGCUGCCGCCGGCCGUGACCAUACUCGCACUAGAUCCAACGCUUACGGUUCGUCAUCAUCGUCGCUGGAGCAGAACAACAGUAGCAACAAUAAUAGCGCUGGUGCUUCGCCCAUUCUGUCCGGACCCGAUGCUCAUUCCCGUUCUUACCAACCUGCCCGCCCCGCCCGUUUUUCCCUCAUCGAGCAAUCCUCCGAUGAACUAGUUGGUAGCCCCUUCGACACGCGGGGCAUGCUAGAUGCGUUAGACGAGACCGCCGCAGAGUCGGACCACCAGACGCCCACCUACUUCCCCCAACCGCCCCCUCAACAGCAAGCCUAUCACUCUACGUCCAACCAAGAAUCUUCUCGUGGUCUCAGACAGUCUGCCAGUUUUACUGCGCUACAGAACCGGAUGGAUUCGUUUCAGCAACGGCCCGACAAUGACCGCCCCCCGAACCCCAAGCGGUUCUCCGACGAGGGGACUGUGACUUCCAAGCCCCCUAUUGGGAGGAGUAAGAAGGCCAGCUUUUCUAGCUUUGUCAAUAGCAUGCUAGGCUCUCCGCGAGGCGUCAAGAUUUCGGCCCCAGAGAACCCAGUCCAUGUCACCCAUGUGGGCUAUGAUAACCAGACCGGCCAAUUCACCGGCCUUCCCAAGGAAUGGCAGCGUCUCCUGCAGGAAAACGGUAUCUCGAAGAAGGAACAGGAAGAACACCCUCAGACCAUGGUUGACAUUAUGCGAUUCUAUGAAAAAAAUGCUCGCGGUGACGACGAAGUGUGGCACAAGUUCGAUCAUGCCUAUCCUCACCAGCAGCCCGCCGUUAGUCCCCUUGUUCUCACAAAUACCCCCUCCCCGUACGGCCCGAGUGCGCAACAGACCUCUCCGCCCACCAGUCCUCGGUUCCCUCAGAAUCAUGAAGGCAGUUUCGAGAAUCCACGAGCUCCGCCGCCGGUCCCUCGCGGCGCCUCUGGCAUGAUCCCUAACCGAGCACCUCCUAAGCCCCCGGUGCCCGCAAACAUGACUCCAGCUCGACCAGCACCUCCACCGCCCGUUGCUUCGAGUCCAUAUGCAGGUGCCUCCGGUUCCUCGCAGGCUCUUGGCACCCCGGCCAUUCCGGAGGCGGAAGCCUUUCCCAGCCAGCCUAGCGGUGGCAGUCCUGUCGCCCAGGUACCAGCUGGCGCCGUCACUACUCCCGCCCAAUACCAGCAGCAGCAGGAGCAGGCGAUGGCGGCCGCUCAGCAAGCCAUCGCCCACCAGCAAUUAACCCGAAGCCGCAGCCAGCGUCAGCCGGGCCACCAGCAUCAAGGUUCCCACCAAUUCGAACAACAGCAGGUGGCCGCUCCGGCCGCUCCAGCUGCUCCAGCCGCUCAGCCCACGCUUCCACCUCAUACAGCUGCCCCUCCUGCAGCCCGUCCGCGACAACGUGUUCGUCAGAGCAAUGGUAUGGAUAUCCGGACUCGGUUGCUCGCCAUCUGCACGCCGGGCGAUCCCACACAGAUGUACUACAAUUUGAACAAGAUUGGCCAGGGAGCAUCUGGUGGCGUGUUUACUGCAUACGAGAGGGGGUCACAUGGUUGCGUGGCUAUCAAGCAGAUGAAUUUGGAAUUGCAACCAAAGAAGGAUCUCAUCAUCAACGAGAUUCUUGUCAUGAAAGACAGCAAGCACAAAAACAUUGUCAAUUUCCUGGACAGUUACCUGUACGGCUUGGAUCUGUGGGUCGUCAUGGAAUAUAUGGAGGGUGGUAGCUUGACCGAUGUGGUGACUUAUAACAUCAUGAGCGAACACCAAAUCGCGGCCGUCUGCCGAGAGACUUUGAGCGGCUUGCAGCAUCUUCACUCGAAGGGCGUCAUCCACCGUGAUAUCAAAUCAGACAACAUCCUUCUCUCCAUGGAAGGGAAUAUCAAGUUGACCGAUUUUGGUUUCUGUGCGCAGAUCAACGAUUCUCAGAACAAGCGGAACACUAUGGUCGGCACACCUUAUUGGAUGGCCCCGGAAGUCGUGACCAGGAAGGAGUACGGACGGAAAGUUGACAUCUGGAGUUUGGGAAUUAUGGCCAUCGAAAUGAUCGAGGGCGAGCCUCCCUACCUGACGGAGUCGCCUCUCCGGGCACUUUACCUGAUCGCUACGAACGGCACGCCCAGGAUCAAAGAAGAGCAUCAACUAUCGCAUAUCUUUAAGGACUUCUUGUUCUUUGCACUGAAAGUCGACCCUGAGAAGAGAGCUUCGGCACAUGACUUGUUGAAGCACCCUUUUAUGUCGCUCUGUGCGCCGCUGUCGCACCUGUCACCUCUUGUCAAGUCCGCGCGGAUAAGUAAGGCCCAGGAGAAGGCCCAAAAGGGCAGCGCUUAAUUGUUCUAUACCCAGUCUUCCGGCCUUUCUACUUUGUCUCUCUUUUCAUUUUUUUUCUUCCAGAUACCCAUACCUUACCCUUCCUGUCACUAUCGCCUAAUCGUGCUCCGUCCUUAAGCCGUCGUCUUUAUCUCAUUAUACAGUGUCAUAGAUGGCGAUCUAUUGUUCGGCCUUUAUUGUUACCUAUUUCCUUUUUUUCGCCGUUUCAUUCUUCAUUCUGAUGUCCUUUUUCCCUUCUAUUACCCGCUAAAACCUCGGGUUUUCUAUCAUGAUGGU